Microdochium trichocladiopsis is the source of this 1687-nucleotide messenger RNA. RefSeq lists its product as uncharacterized. The coding region runs from base 105 to 1445 and encodes 446 amino acids. The transcript is spliced from 5 exons. The record is from RefSeq and is a predicted model, not a curated record. Lineage: Eukaryota; Fungi; Ascomycota; Sordariomycetes; Xylariales; Microdochiaceae.
CAAAGAGCAGAAUAAUUCUCCAGGCGUUCAGGGGGCGAUCUAUUUGCCAAUUACAACUUGGUAUUCCUGGGGGUGGGUUCUGGCUUGCAACACUCAGCUCGCGUAUGCAACUAUUGUUCUCAAGCCAACAACUUGCUUUGGGACUCAACUCGACACCCCGAGAUAGUCGACCCACCAACAAUCCCCAACUCCCCAACUCCCCAACUCAACUCAUAUUCGACUCCAUCAUGGCGCCCAGCAAGUCAACAAACUUCAGGACCUAUGAGGCCCAGACUCGCCUCUUGGCCGCCGUCAUUGCGACGGCCAACCCAAAGCUCGACUUCAAUGAACUGGCCAAGCAUGCCGGCAGCAACUGCACUCCAUCCUCCAUUGACCACCGCCUGCGCCCUCUCAAGCAGCUUGCACAGCUGCAGAGGACUUGGCUUGCCGCUGGCAAAGACCCGGCAGACUUGCCGACGGAGAAAGCAGCCAUCCAAAAGCUCUUUGGCGAGUCCACUCCAGCUGGCCUCGAAUGGCAGUUUCGAGACAUCAAGAAGCUCGGCAAGGCGCAGCAGGCGGCCGUAAGCAAGGGCGAGUCGCCCGUCAAUGUCAUGGGCGAGGUCAUGGGCAAGCGAGGUGCCGGCUCAGCAGUGUCUACCCCAAGUGGCAGAGCCAGCAAGCACGCCGCCGCUCCGACUCCGGGCAGCCGCGCGUCGACCAUCACUAUGGGCACGGCGGCGAGCAGCGCCCGCAAGCGCAAAGCAAAGGCCAACUACAACCUCGCCGAGGACUCUAACGAAGUCUCGGACGAGGACAGCGACUACUCGGCCAAGGACGUCGACCUGGAAGCCACACCGAGCCGCAAACGGAACAGGCAGCUCGGCAACGGCAACCCGGCUGCUGCUAUGGGAGGUACCAGCAACGGAACGCCGAGAGUCAGCAACUUGCCUGUCGGUAACGGCGCUCAGCUCUUUGCUGCCCAGCCGCAACAGCAGGACCCCGUCGAUUCUAUCGCGGCCGGCUCUCCCCGUGCUCCUCAGGCUCGGAUUCCUGCGCAUCUUAACGUUUCGCCCCGCAAGGACAUCCCCGUGCCGCACGAGGUCAUCGACCUCUCCGGUGGUUCUCCCGACGCCGUUUCUACGAUGCCAAUGGCAGGCAUGUCACAUGUCCAGCACCAACAGCCGCAUCCGCAUACCAUCAAGGCCAAGUUGCCCGUCCACAAUGCCAAUACCCAGGACAGCACAAACGGGUUCACCAGCAGCCACACUUCCAGCCACGCUGCCGGUGCCGCAGCGUUCAGCUUUGAUGGCGCUGGCGAUGGUGACGAUCCGUUCGCUGGACACGACGGCUACGCGCCGCCCAGCGGCUUCAGCACAGCCCGGGAUCACGCCUCGUUCGUGAGCCAUGCGUUCGAGGACGGGUACCAUGACGGGUAUGGCCAACCCACAUCAGACGAUGAAUGUUAAGGAUCAAGUCAACCUCGACUUGAUUCCUUCAUACGAAGGCGCCAUCUGCGCCAAUCGAGACUCAGUACUCGCGCGAUGGCCUCUCAGCACGGCAGAAUCGUUCACUGAUGGGCGAUGAUUACUCUACUCAACCAUUUCCCUACUUGGUACAGCGUUUUGACUUAGAUGACACCACAAUACCCUUGUCUGCAUCACACCAUAUUACGAGGCCGACUGGGCUCUCAUGUACGACAGAAAUAUAC